Molecule: messenger RNA, 1479 nt
Organism: Bombus impatiens (common eastern bumble bee)
Lineage: Eukaryota; Metazoa; Arthropoda; Insecta; Hymenoptera; Apidae
Product: zinc finger protein 549
Exons: 6
Coding region: 382-1344 (320 amino acids)
Biological process (GO): regulation of transcription by RNA polymerase II
Cellular component (GO): nucleus
Molecular function (GO): RNA polymerase II transcription regulatory region sequence-specific DNA binding; DNA-binding transcription factor activity, RNA polymerase II-specific
Source: RefSeq, a predicted model, not a curated record
UUAUAAUUUACUGCUAUUCAAUUUUAAAUUACUAUAUGUUAACAUUCUUUCAAAGAAACAGAUCGUUUUGUAUCUUUUUGAGUAGUAUACGAUAGGUGGCGCGACUUUCAAUCCAAUAAAAUGGCCGAAAAUUGAUUUUUCUACGCGGACGUGAGUUCUAUAAAAUUUUUUACAUUCAAACACGAAUGAACGCCGUAUAUAUUGGGAAACGAUAAUGUUUUAAAAAAAAAAAACGACGAUUACAUUGUUACGGAUCGUGAUCAAUUGAAUAUACCUAUUACGAUAGAAUACUAAAACGUGAAGAACUUAUAUGUUAUACUACCUGGCGCAAAGACGUCCGGUAAUUUCUAAUGUCUUUUUGAAAUAAGAAUUCGCGCCUAAAUGAGUGCUAAAGGCCAAUACAAUUGCGUUUUGUGUGACUCAAAAUUAGAAUCCAAGGAAGCUUUGCAGGAGCAUUUUAGGAAACAUGCCAACAAAGAAAUAGAUACUCGUGGUAAACCCGUCAAAAGAAGCAAAAACGAUGAUACCCAAUGUGAUGUAUGUGGUCAAGCAUUUGAUUCAAUUAGUGCAACAAUACGACAUAGAUUUAAAGUCCAUCCUAAUUCUCCAACAAAAUUUUAUUGUCAUUAUUGUGGGAUGCAAUUUCCUCUAAAAACACACAGGGAUAAUCAUCAAGCAUCACAUGAUUCAUCUGAAAGUGAGAGAAAAGAACAACAUAAGAAAUGUGAAGAAUGCGAUGUAUUGUUUUAUAAUGAAAAAGCUUUAGAUUAUCAUUAUCGUUCUAUACAUAAAAGGAUGGUACAUUUAUUUCAACCAAUAGCAACACCACCUCCUAGCAAUAAAAUCAAAGUAAAUUCAAUGAAUGAUGCUCUCAGCGUGUAUUACUGUCAUUUAUGUGGUGCUGAAUAUAUUAUAAAAUUCAAUUUGCAGCGACAUUUGGAAAGAGCUCAUACUCAAGAAGAAAGAGAAGCUGUUCCAGAAGAUUUAAUAAAAUGUACAGUAUGCGCUGCUCUAUUUUGCAGUAAAAGAGCAUAUGAAACGCAUAACAGUUAUCAUCAACCAGAUGAUUUAUAUGUAACAUCCGAAGAACAAAGAUUGCAAACUGUAACUAAAGUAGAUCAAGAUUUUGAUAUUAGGCGUGUCGAAGGAGUUGCUGACAAAUAUGUUCCAAAAACUAAUACUACAAAAAGGCCUGCUAAAAAUUGGCCAAAGCCUAAGAGAACCCAAGAGAAUGUAGAAGUAAAACAAAAGGAUUAUUCUUCUUCAGAUGAUGAACCUGGUACUACUAAUGAAUCCAGUGAUUCAGAAAGUGAUCUUCCAUUGAAACAAAGGAUUUGCAGCUAACGGAGGUCUCUUAUUGUUUAUAAAAUACUUCUAUAUUUAUAUUUUUAACAUAUUGAAACUAUGUUAAAAUGAUCGUCAUUGUAAAAUUAUCAGAUUUUAUUCUUUAUUUUGACAUAAACAUAAAAUGUGAUUAUA